This is a messenger RNA of Rotaria sp. Silwood1, 909 nucleotides long. The record is from the annotation of a GenBank genome assembly. Lineage: Eukaryota; Metazoa; Rotifera; Eurotatoria; Philodinida; Philodinidae.
AUGAAUAUUGAUCUUCCUCACACAACAACUUCAGAAGCUUGUAAUUCUGUUACAGCUCAAUCGGAAGAACUUCAUGAAAUGCUCAACAUCUUGGUAGAUGGCAUUGAAACAUUGACCAGCGAUGAACAACGUCUAGCCAAUGAAUCACUUCAAAUACAUUUAACACUUGCAACACUCGCAGAAGAAUUAUCGAAUGUUAAGUUAUCGAUUGACGAAUCAAAUGGGUUUUUGGAAGGCGCCAAAUAUAAUCAAGACAUUCUUAAUCAAGCUUUAGUAUCAUUGGAAGAAAAAACUAACGAUUCCCUAUGUGCGUCAUAUGAUGGAACAUUUGUUUGGAAAAUUACCAACUUUCAAGAGAAAAUGAUCGAUGCACAAUCUGAAAGACAAACAUCAAUUUAUUCACCUCCAUUUUAUUCAUCUCCAAAUGGUUAUAAAAUGAGAGCUCGUCUUUAUUUAAAUGGUGAUGGAAAUGCUCGUCGUACACAUAUGUCGCUUUUUUUUGUACUGAUGAGAAGUUUGAAUGAUCCAAUUCUAAAAUUCCCAUUCAACUAUAAAGUCUCAUUCUGCUUGUACGAUCAAACGUCUUCACAACGACAUAUUAUUGAUUCAUUUCGACCAGAUAUUAAAUCAAGUAGUUUUCAACGACCUCGAUCGGAUAUGAAUAUAGCGAGUGGUAUACCAAAAUUUAUUCCAUUGGAAAUGAUUCAACAGGAAGAAAGUCCGUAUAUAAGAGAUGACACAAUGUUCAUCAAAAUUCUGGUUGAUUUUGGAGAAAUACAGAAAACAUUAUUGCCCUACGCUUUGAGUCUCAAUCCUGGUCUACCGAUGCAUAUUCAACAAACAAUGAUCAAGCAAGAAGCUGAACGAAGAAUACAAUUACAAUCUGACGAGCAACUAAAGAGACUUUAA